Gracilinanus agilis (Agile Gracile Mouse Opossum) is the source of this 1062-nucleotide messenger RNA. It is a transcript of the gene ERI1, whose product is annotated as exoribonuclease 1. Gene Ontology annotation, molecular function: 3'-5'-RNA exonuclease activity; nucleic acid binding. The record is from RefSeq and is a predicted model, not a curated record. The coding region runs from base 1 to 1062 and encodes 353 amino acids. Gene Ontology annotation, biological process: exonucleolytic trimming to generate mature 3'-end of 5.8S rRNA from tricistronic rRNA transcript (SSU-rRNA, 5.8S rRNA, LSU-rRNA). Gene Ontology annotation, cellular component: nucleolus; cytoplasm. The transcript is spliced from 7 exons. Lineage: Eukaryota; Metazoa; Chordata; Mammalia; Didelphimorphia; Didelphidae.
AUGGAAAAGGUUGGCAAGAAGGGAACAAGAGAGCCUGGGGAAGACCAGAGGGGUGCUGGCUUGCUGAUGUCAGGAAUGUGGCACCCAGCUAACAGGAGGGAUACCUUCUCCCUAACUGUGCCCAUGAGUAAACAACACAGCCAAGAAACAAAUGGAAAGAAACCCAUCGUCUCCAGUACAAGUGAUUUCAGUGACCCAGUUUACAAAGAGAUUGCCGUUACUAAUGGUUACAUUAAUCGAAUGAGUAAGGAAGAACUCCGAGCUAAACUUUCAGAAUUCAAGCUUGAAACCAGAGGUGUGAAGGAUGUCCUCAAGAAGAGGCUUAAGAACUACUACAAGAAGGAGAAGUUGACCCAGCAGCGGGAGGAUGGUGUCAUCGCUGAUGGUUACUACGACUACAUCUGUGUCAUUGACUUUGAAGCCACCUGUGAAGAGGGCAAUCCCCCCGAGUUCACUCAUGAGAUCAUUGAGUUUCCAAUUGUCUUACUGAACACUCACACCCUGGAAAUAGAAGACACCUUCCAACAGUAUGUGAGGCCAGAGAUUAACACGCAGCUUUCUGACUUCUGCAUCAGCCUUACAGGAAUUACACAGGAUAUGGUGGACCGAGCCGCCACUUUCCCGCAGGUGCUUCGCAAUGUAGUGGAGUGGAUGAAGCUGAAGGAGCUAGGAACCACGUACAAGUACUCCAUAUUGACAGAUGGUUCAUGGGAUAUGAGUAAGUUCCUGAAUAUUCAGUGUCAAAUCAGCAGGCUCAGAUACCCUUCUUUUGCCAAAAAGUGGAUCAAUAUUCGAAAGUCAUAUGGAAACUUUUACAAGGUUCCUCGGAACCAGACCAAGUUGACCAUCAUGCUUGAAAAGCUGGGGAUGAGUUAUGAUGGGCGGCCCCACAGCGGCCUUGACGACUCCAAGAACAUCGCCCGCAUCGCGGUGCGCAUGCUCCGGGACGGCUGUGAGCUGCGUGUCAAUGAGAAGAUGCACGGGGGGCAGCUCACGAGUGUGUCCUCCUCUUCACCUGUAGAGGGCGCCCCCGCCCCGCAGAUGCCACAUUUCCGAAAUUAA